Haliotis rufescens (red abalone) is the source of this 2254-nucleotide messenger RNA. Its product is annotated as contactin-1-like. The record is from RefSeq and is a predicted model, not a curated record. NCBI's taxonomy places the organism in Eukaryota, Metazoa, Mollusca, Gastropoda, Lepetellida, Haliotidae. Bases 77 to 1765 code for a protein of 562 amino acids. The transcript is spliced from 6 exons.
UAUCAAAUCAGUAUCCAAAUUACUGAAAAAUGAUGAACCUAUAUUUCAGGCCUCACCUAGGUACCAGACAACGAGCAUGAUGAAGAUAACUACUGCUGCUGUAUUAUAUGUGAUUGCAGGUGUUGGUUCAGGUGCCCCCAGUGCCAGUCCGGUGUUGUCUGCAGUGUCUGACACAGCCAGGUUCAGCUGGGAGAUUCCACAGGGAGGUCUGGGGACAGGGAGUAGUUUCUACACUGUCAGUCCUGCUGGUGUCAUUGUGUUCCUAGUGACAGGUACUGGGACAUUCAUCAACUUCACAGACAGACUGGAGUACCAGGGGAACAUAGCAGCCAGGAAUGUCACCUUCACUCUCAGCAACAUCCAGACAUCUGAUGCAGGGACAUACACGUGUGGGGGUGGAGGGGCUACUAUUGUGAUACAGAACUGUGGACAGAAACUUGUUGUCCUGGGCAAGCCCACCACUCCUAGCCGUCCUGUGUCAUCAUCUCCUGUCUACAACCAGCAAGUGACCUUGACCUGCAGCUCCACCUCUACUACUGUCCCAGCUGACCAUGGCCUGACCUUGACCUACACCUGGCAGCGUGACAACACUGACAUCACAGUUACCUCCCCUGGUUCCCCCUACACCUUCACAGUGAGUUCCCGGGACAGUCACAGUUACAGAUGUAGAGCCAGAGAGAGUCAGGGUCUGGAGUCUGAGUGGAGCCAAGGAUACAACAUGGAGCCUCAGUACGGACCCUACCAGAUCUCCCUGACCCCCUCCACCUCCUCCUACACUGUGACAGAACACCAGGCUCUUCCAUCAAUCACGUGCUCCGCCCUCUGUAGACCCGGAUGUACCUACAGGUGGUUACACAAUGGAACAGCUGUCAUCAGUGGAGCCGUGCUCCAGGGACAAGCUGACAGAUCUAAGACAGGAUCCUACAGAUGUCAGCCUUCUAAUACACACGGGAGUAGUGACAGUCUUACAGUCAGUGUUGAUGUUCAGUAUCCUGCCACAGUGAGUAUGUUUACUGCGAACUCUCACGGUGGUUCAGUGACUGUUAACGAGUCGGAUCCAGUGACCUUGAGAUGCCAGGUUGAUAGUAAUCCAAGGUCAGUCAUCAGGAUACUGAAUGAAACUGAGGAGUUGACAAAGGCAAAUAACUCCCUGACAUCAGAAUAUAGACUGGAGUCAGCAGACUGUAGACAAAGAGGGAACUACUCCUGUACUGCCAGUAACAACAUCGGGGUACCUGUCAGCCAAGGAUUGGAGAUGCUGGUCAAAUGUUCUCCCCGACUUGAUGAGACAGUGUCCCACCAACUUAAGUAUGUCACUAUACUGGGUGGUAACGUGAAUAUGUCUGUGUCAGUCCUGGCCUACCCCCUUCCUACAUUCACCUGGAGUAGAACCACCAGCACCAGCCAGGACCUCACUGGUUCCUCCAGCCCUGUCUCCGACAUCUCAGUCACUGCCAGACUACACCUUACUAACCUCCAACAACAGGACUUCGGGGACUAUCAGUUAACAGUGGACAAUGGCGUAGGCAGGGGGCUGUUUUAUACAGUCAGCAUAGUGUCUGAGGGUGAGUGCCAGAUACUUUUCACAGCUCAGCAUUUUAGUAAGUCAAUACUUACAUAUUUGCAAUUUGUCUUGUUAUUUUGUUUCAUAGGUAUUAGCAUACUACUCAUAUGUUUGAUGAUAUUCAUUUUACCAAUGAAAAUAACAUGUUUCACUUGUAAUCGUAAGUGUACACCAAUCAGAAUCAUUAUGUUUUUUAGAUGAAAUAGUUGUAGUUUCUUUGUUUAUUUUUUUUCAGAUACAUCGACUCAUUGUCAUACAUUAAUCAUUCAGUCCUCAUUUUGUUUCCUUCUUCAUUGUUCAAUGUUUGGUUGGUUGAUUAGCUACUGUGUUGCUUUCUUACUUACUUGAGUAGUUCGUUGCAUUGAUUGCUUGAUUACAUAUUUGCUUGAUUUUAUUUGAAUGUAUGCUAUUUCUAUAUUUCUUUUCACGAUGUCGAGCAUAUGUUUUAAUCUGAUUGAUGUAAAUUAGAUUGCUAGGUUCUGCUGAGACACCAUCGGUUUACCUCUGUCGACAAUGCGAAUAUAAUGUCUAUCAUGGCAACCUUGGACAUGGAGGACACAUGCAGACGUUCCUGGUUGAGCAUGGCCAGUUUACUUCAAGAACUGGACAACAUACCGAAAAUAGACAGGGUUAUGGUUGUGGAAGUGAUAGGUUUGACCCGAGAAUAUAAUCACCCAAUAUGACUACACA